AUGAAUUUGGCUGAGCAGUAUCUCUUCAGAGGAGGGAAAUUUCAGUACUCACCGGAAGGUCUGGACUUCACCAAGAUAGCUGUAACAAUCAGCCCACGUUUCUCCGACAUCGUGUUGACAUUCCUGCUCAGUCAGUUCAAAAUCUCACCCGCCGCCAUAUUCAAAAACAUCGUCACCGCAGCUCUUCUCUCCUCUGCUCUCGCCAGUGCCUCCACUGCGCACGCAAAUGGCAAAGCCCCCUGUGCAAAGGUGCACAUGAUGCUUGCCCGCGGAACUACUGAAAGCUAUCCUGGUCUGCUCGGGUCUUUGACUGACCUGACCCCCAGCUAUGAGGAGGGCAUCUACAAUGGCACUGCUCAGCUGAAGGCUUAUGUCAAGGCUUGUCCGGAAACCAAGGUGGUGCUCUUCGGAUAUUCUCAGGGAGCCAUGGUUGUGAGCGACAUGUUGGCCGGUGGCGGUGAUAACGGAACCUUGGGAAAUAUCACUGCUCCUGCUGUUGAUCCUGAAACCGGAUCCCACAUCGCCGCUGUCCUUCUUUACGGAGACCCCCGUCACAUGCCCAACCAGACGUACAACGUCGGUGAUGUGACCGCUACUGGCAAAUACCCCCGCACUCCCGAGCAACUCGCAGCCCUGUCGAUGUACGCCGACAGACUCCACGACUACUGCGACGACAAGGAUGGCGUUUGCGAUGCUGCCGGAACUAACCUCUCCGCUCAUCUGGCGUAUGCUACCAUCUGGGACAAGGUCGCUGCUACUUGGGUUGAGAGCAUGAUGCAGAAAUAA
This is a messenger RNA of Aspergillus costaricaensis CBS 115574, 786 nucleotides long. RefSeq names its product putative acetyl xylan esterase (Axe1). The coding region runs from base 1 to 786 and encodes 261 amino acids. The record is from RefSeq and is a predicted model, not a curated record. Gene Ontology annotation, molecular function: hydrolase activity. The transcript is spliced from 6 exons. NCBI's taxonomy places the organism in Eukaryota, Fungi, Ascomycota, Eurotiomycetes, Eurotiales, Aspergillaceae.